AUGAAAGAACAAUAUGACAAACGUUUCAAAACUGACAAGGCUUCAAUAAUAAAGGAAGGAGACCGCGUUUAUUGGGACCACCUUCUGAAACUACCUCAAACAAUCGGCAAUACCCCUCUAAAAACUAAAGGUGUUCGCGGACGACGAGAAUCGUCGAUGACAGCUACGAAUCCUGUCCACAUUGACUUCAUCUGUCCUGGCGGAUUGUCCAUUGACGGUCAGCGGCUGCCCUGCGCAUCAAACAUGACAUGGCGAGAAAUCUCAGGAUCUCGGAACUCUCCAGUGGACAGCCUAUUGUUCGAUAGCGUCUAUAAGUUGGCUCGUGUUGCCACGAUUAUGUCCCAGACCCAUACCUCGCUGGAAAUGCGGAUGGCCCGCAUACUAGAUCCUUGCUACGACGCGCUCUCACCUACAGGACUUGGAUUUGCAAUUUCCUUCUUUUCGGCCAAAUGCUUACAUGUGAUGCAAGGGAUGCAGGCAAGAUUUUCCACAGGACACCAAAAUUGUGAGCCUCAUCCUCGUCGUACAAAUGAAGAUCCGUACGACCUGCCAAGUCUGUUCGAUUACGCAUGUAGUUGGGCGCAGGCCCAUCCAUGGAGCGAUGAGUUGUGGAAAAGUUUACCACCGAAAAAGUCCUUGGUUCUGUUACCAUCGAGUUCAAAGAAGCACGUUUACUCGAUACAGUCGCACUGUCAACUGGUACAUGUAUAUUCGAAACCGGAUGACGUGCAGGAAAGCUGGUGUCAAGAUGAAUAUUCCGCCGUCGUACUUUUCAGCCCUUCGAAGGCCUUUGAUAGCGGAGCGUGGGCCAAAGCAUGGCAACUUAUACUUGCAAUGAUUUCGGACGGAAUCGAACUUUUCGUCUUGGGAUGCCCCCGAGACAACAGACAGUGGCCGAAAGCAAUUGAUGGAUUACGAGAUAUGUGCGAGGAAACCGUUGCACAACGGCCGAAGUUGCAGAGUAGAAUUAAAUGUUUGUUGAUGACAAAGAAG
This is a messenger RNA of Ostertagia ostertagi, 993 nucleotides long. NCBI's taxonomy places the organism in Eukaryota, Metazoa, Nematoda, Chromadorea, Rhabditida, Trichostrongylidae. The record is from the annotation of a GenBank genome assembly.